Messenger RNA from Apiotrichum porosum, 1002 nucleotides. RefSeq lists its product as uncharacterized. Gene Ontology annotation, cellular component: mitochondrion. Gene Ontology annotation, molecular function: hydrolase activity, acting on acid anhydrides, in phosphorus-containing anhydrides. NCBI's taxonomy places the organism in Eukaryota, Fungi, Basidiomycota, Tremellomycetes, Trichosporonales, Trichosporonaceae. Bases 1 to 1002 code for a protein of 333 amino acids. The transcript is spliced from 2 exons. The record is from RefSeq and is a predicted model, not a curated record.
AUGGCGGAACGCACAUCCAUCGGCGCGCCGGGCAAGCGCGUUGUCCCAAACCCAAGUGCCAGUGUGAUGCUGCUCGACCCAACAAACGAGCUGCUGCUCCUUCACCGUGUUCAGACAUCUACGGCGUUCCCGUCCGCCCAUGUCUUUCCCGGAGGAGGACUGAGCGAGCACCACGAGCAAGUACCAGCUGUUGACUCUCCCGCACGACACAUCGAUGGGCCCGCGUAUCGCCUCGCAGCCAUCCGAGAGACGUUUGAAGAAAGCGGCAUCCUCCUGGCCCUGACGGCAACGGGCCAGCUGCUCAACCUUCCCGAUGACGUGCGCGAGGAGGGCCGCAAGGCGAUCCAUGGUGACAAGGUUAGGUUCACCGAAUGGGUGAAGAGUAUGGGCGGUAUUCCGGAUGUGGACGGCUUGAUACCCUUCACACGCUGGAUAACCCCGACCACACUGGCCAAACGCUUUACCACCCAGAUGUACGUCUACAUGCUCCCCCUGUCCUCCAACUUGCGGAAGGAGAGCAUUGUGCCGACCCAUGACGGCGGACUGGAGCACACUGCCGCGACGUUCGCGCCGGUUCGAUCAUGGCUCGACCGUUCAGCCAGCGGUGAGAUUAUCCUGUUCUCGCCCCAGCUCUUCCUCGUCACCCUCCUCGGCCAGAUCUUCACUGGCGGAACAGACUAUGUCGCACAGCGACAGCGCCUGGUCGAGUUUCUCAACACGACGCCCACGGGACCCUCGGGCCACGCGACAUCUUCCAUCCCAUGGAAGGACAAGGUUAUUUCGCCAGCCCGCAUGCCACAUGUACGCGCCGACGGACGGUUCACGCUCCGCCUCGACCACCCAGGGCCCGAGCUGGCGCACACGGCGCGAGGUGGGGACUGGGACCGUGUGGCCAUCAUCCGCUCUACGAAGCGUGGGCCGACAGACAACGAGAUUCGGUGGAGACGCGACGUGGUCGACAGUGAUGGAAACCCAAUGGAGAUUAGAGGUGCCAAGUUGUAG